CACACACCGGUCUUCACCGCAUUCACUCGUUCAACCACACGAUCGCUUCACCCACUACAACACUUUAAUCCUACCAACCACCACCCCCAACCAACCCAACCACCUUCAAAAUGCAGUACGCUAUCGUCGCCGCCGGCCUUGCCGCCACCGCUUUCGCCGCCUACGCUCCCCCAGCCUACGAGGCCCCUCCGGUCUACAGCGCCGCCCCAGUGUACAACGCCACUGAGUCCGCUGCCCCGACCCACGCCUCUUCCGCCCCGGCUUACGUCUCUUCCGCCCCGGCUUACGUCUCUUCCGCCCCGGUCUACACGACUGAGGUCGUCUCCUCGUACGAGACCUACUGCCCUGGCCCAACCACCCUCACCUACGCCAGCCAGGUCUACACCGUGACCGAGGCCACCACCCUCACCAUUACCAACUGCCCUUGCACCGUCACCAAGCCAGUCUACACUGCGCCUGCCGUCGAGACCCACCCAGCUGGCCCAGCCGCUCCCCCAGCCGCCGGUGAGACCCACCCAGCUGCCCCAGCUUCGCCCGCUGCGCCUGCCUACCCAGGCAAGCCCGAUGCUCCGGCCCCGGCUUCUCCAGCCAGCCCAGCUGCGCCCGUCAACGGCACCAAGCCCGCCGGCCCAGCUGCCACCACCCCGGUUGCCUACACUGGUGCUGCCUCCGCCGUCUCCGUCGGCGCUGCCGGUCUCCUCGCCGUCUUCGGCCUCGUUGCCGCCCUUUAAACGCACCUUUCCACACAUUUUCAUUCAUCAAUCAUGCACAUGAUUUGAUAGCAGAAAACCACAGGACUGGCGUUCAUCCAAGAGCGAAAACGACAAUUUUUUACUUUCACGGCUGGCAUAUUUUUCCUACAAAUACCAUGACGGCGGCACUGGGGAAUGGCGAGGCGAGUAACCUCCGUCUGUGGAGGUUGGUCUCGUACGAGUCGGAAUACAGGGCGGUCGCACGUUCUUUUCUCUCAUCCUCUGCGCUACUUUUUUGUCCAAGAAUUAAUUACAGCACAUUUUUUUGAACAAGAACAGGGAAUGGAAUUGAAACAGAAGGGGAUGGUGUGAAUACAGAAAGCGGAUUUAUACUAUUACUCACAGGAGCAUUUACGGUGCCACCGACGAUUAUGCAAAAAAACAUUUUGAAAAAA
Molecule: messenger RNA, 1147 nt
Organism: Zymoseptoria tritici IPO323
Lineage: Eukaryota; Fungi; Ascomycota; Dothideomycetes; Mycosphaerellales; Mycosphaerellaceae
Exons: 2
Coding region: 111-731 (206 amino acids)
Biological process (GO): fungal-type cell wall organization
Cellular component (GO): fungal-type cell wall
Molecular function (GO): structural constituent of cell wall
Source: RefSeq, a predicted model, not a curated record